Molecule: messenger RNA, 2076 nt
Organism: Phaedon cochleariae (mustard beetle)
Lineage: Eukaryota; Metazoa; Arthropoda; Insecta; Coleoptera; Chrysomelidae
Source: the annotation of a GenBank genome assembly
AUGACAACUUUAUCUUAUGUUCAGUUAUCCUCUUCUAUAAAUCCAAGUUUUUGGAAUAAACUUUCAGAAUUGAAGUUGGAUGUAUUUAAAUUAAAUGAAGAUGGAAAAGACAUUUGGGGAUACUUUCCAAUUACUGUGCUAAUAGUGAGCAGUACGAAUUGUGCUACACCCUUUCUAGAAGUAGACAGCACUUCUUUCAACUCGGAAGUUAAUGGUCAGCUUACUUACUUGAAAUUCCAUGGAAAACUGUAUAACAAAAACACCUUGGAACAAUUCAAGGAGUGCAAUAAAAUGGAACUUAUAAAUGGAGUGGGACAAUCAAUUACUGAACAAAUCAUAAGUGGCAAAGCUCUAUGUGAUCCAUCUAUCUUGAAUACAUUUUUGUUGUUGUCAUUUGCUGAUUUAAAAAAGUAUCAUUAUUAUUAUUGGUUUGGAUUUCCUGUUCCAAAAGGAUUGGUCAUUGAAAAAAUUGCUUCAUCACCAAUAAUAGAAGAAUUCUCAUUAGAACUGGCAGAGAAGAUACAUAAUGGAUAUAAACAGCUUGCUAUCAACCAGAGAUGCUAUUUUUUAGUUAUCAAAGGCAAAAGUGGACUUGAAGUAUAUACACUUGCUGAAAAAUUGAAAGAUAUAAACCUCGAAGACAUUCCUGAAGUGUAUUUUGUAUUUCAUAACAUCAGUUCUGUUAGUUCUUCAAUAGGAUCUCAGCUGAGAAAUUAUGUCACCCUUUUACUACAUGAAUGUAAGUUUUUAGCAAAUGAACAAGUUAACUUCAUAGCAUUCCAUUUGAGCAGAGAAAAAUCAAGAAUAACUUGCCUAGACAGUAUUUGCUAUAAAUUGAAGCUACCUGCUGUUGCCGACUCUACUCUGACUUCAGAAUGGGUAGGCUGGGAAAAAAAUGAGAGGGGUAAGAUGGGACCUAAACUAGCCAAUCUCAAGAAUAGUUUGGAUCCCUUAAUCAUCUCAGAAAAUGCAGUCGACCUGAACUUGAAACUAAUGAAAUGGAACCUAGUACCCAGCAUUGAUUUAGACAAACUGAAAAAUACUAAAUGUUUAUUAUUAGGUUCUGGUACACUUGGUUGCUCGGUAGCCCGAACAUUAUUAGGAUGGGGUGUAAGGAAUAUAACGUUUGUAGAUAAUUCAGCAGUUUCUUAUUCAAAUCCAGUACGUCAAAGUCUCUACACUUACCAGGAUUCUGUGGAAAUGAAACCUAAAGCAGAUGCAGCUGCUGAGAAUAUAAGAAAGAUUUUUCCUGGAGUGAAUUCAAUAGGAUAUCAAAUGACCAUACCAAUGCCUGGCCAUACUGUUGGUGAUAGUAUGGUGAAUCAGACCAAAGAAACUGUUGAAAAACUGAUCCAGCUCAUCGAAUCACAUGAUGUAAUUUUUCUGUUAAUGGAUUCUAGAGAGAGCAGAUGGCUGCCUACUUUACUAGCAAAUGCUCAACAAAAGGUGGUAUUGAAUGCAGCAUUAGGUUUUGACUCUUACUUGGUUAUGAGGCAUGGCAUUUACGUAGAAAAUGCUACUGAACAAAGCAUGGAGCAUCCUGAAGGUUAUAGAGUAAUAGAUGGAGCAAAUUUGGGCUGUUAUUUCUGCAAUGACGUGACAGCUCCAUGUAAUUCCAUGAAAAAUCGUACUUUGGAUCAACAGUGCACCGUCACGAGACCAGGCGUCUCUCAAAUAGCAGGCAGUCUGGCAGUUGAGUUAGCAGUUUCAUUGAUACAACACAAGGAUGGAGUCCAUGCUCCAGCAUUUUAUACCACAUCUCAAAAUGUAUCCUCCCAAGAUCUUUCUGAUAUAAAUCCUUCGAAUCUGGGACUAGUACCUCACUCCAUAAGAGGGUUCCUAUCCUCUUUUGAACAGUUUCUACCAGCAACUCAGAAGUAUAAAAACUGCGUGGCAUGCUCAGACAUGAUUAUUCAGGAAUACAAAGAAAAAGGAAUGGAGUUUUUAUUGGAAGUGUUCAAUAGUUCGAAACAUUUGGAAGAUGUUGCUCUAUUAACGGAAAUGUUAAAGGAAACUGAUUUUGGAGAGGUUUUAGAAUUCAGUGAUGAGGACUUUUGUUCUCAGAGUUCCCAGUGA